Messenger RNA from Gongylonema pulchrum, 303 nucleotides. Lineage: Eukaryota; Metazoa; Nematoda; Chromadorea; Rhabditida; Gongylonematidae. The record is from the annotation of a GenBank genome assembly.
AUGCUCUUACGUUCGAAUCCGAAAAAGAAACUUCAAGCAUCGCCGGAUCGGGACAGCUUGCACGGGCACCUCACUCGAAGACAAGGUGUUCCGAUCUACCAUUACAGCGUACGCAGUAAACUAUGCUCUUACGUUCGAAUCCGAAAAAGAAACUUCAAGCAUCGCCAGACCGGGACAGCUUGCACGGGCACCUCACUCGAAGACAAGGCCUCAGUCUUUAUGUUCCGGGAUUCUGCCGAUGCUUAUCCGGUAAAAUUUCGCGGACUUUGCUCCUACACAGCAAUCCUGAGAUGGCAGCAAUGA